Thunnus maccoyii (southern bluefin tuna) is the source of this 4236-nucleotide messenger RNA. It is a transcript of the gene gmpr, whose product is annotated as guanosine monophosphate reductase. Gene Ontology annotation, biological process: nucleotide metabolic process. Gene Ontology annotation, molecular function: GMP reductase activity. Gene Ontology annotation, cellular component: GMP reductase complex. The transcript has 9 exons. Bases 382 to 1419 code for a protein of 345 amino acids. NCBI's taxonomy places the organism in Eukaryota, Metazoa, Chordata, Actinopteri, Scombriformes, Scombridae. The record is from RefSeq and is a predicted model, not a curated record.
AAGAGUUUGUGUGUGUGUGUGUGUAUGCGUCAGCAGCUGGGACAGCCUGCCAGCUUGGCCACUGCUGCUCCUGCCACUCUGCAGAAGGAGAGGGGGGAGAGAGAAAACGCUGGAGGAGAGUGGAGGGAGAAGAGAGUAAGGGGUAUAGAGAGGAAGAGGGAAAGAGAGAGAGAGAGGGAGCCAAGGCCCAAAUAAAGCCAUGGGGGCCGGGGCUGGGCUGGGCCCCCCUUUUCUAUAAAUACGCUGGCCGCCUGGAGGCUCGGGUUUGGUGGUUGGAGCUUGGGACCAUCGACCACCACUGCUGCUGCAGCCCUCCUCAAGGGAGUCUCCUCCACCUACUUAUCAUCCUCAUCCUGGUCAUCAGUGUUCUGGGCAUCCAAGAUGCCUCGAGUAGAUGCAGACCUCAAGCUGGACUUUAAAGAUGUCCUCUUCAGACCCAAGAGGAGCAGCCUCAAGAGUCGCUCAGAGGUGGACCUUCAGAGGACCUUCACAUUCCGCAACUCCAAACAGACCUACACCGGCAUCCCCAUCAUCGCUGCCAACAUGGACACCACAGGAACAUUUGAGAUGGCACAGGUCCUCAGCAAACACACCCUCUUCACAGCCAUUCAUAAACACUACACUGUAGAAGACUGGAAAAACUUUGCUGCUAACCAUCCAGAAUGCUUAGAGCAUGUAGCUGCCAGCUCAGGCAGUGGCAAAGCAGAUCUGGAGAAGCUGUGUGCCAUCUUGGAAGCCAUCCCUGCCCUCAAGUACAUCUGUCUGGAUGUGGCCAACGGCUACUCUGAGUACUUUGUGGAGUUUGUCAAGACGGUCAGAGAAAAGUUCCCCAAACACACCAUCAUGGCCGGUAACGUGGUAACAGGGGAGAUGGUGGAGGAGCUCAUCCUCUCCGGAGCUGACAUCAUCAAAGUGGGCAUCGGACCAGGGUCUGUGUGCACGACAAGGAUCAAGACAGGAGUAGGCUACCCACAACUCAGUGCUGUUAUAGAGUGUGCAGACUCAGCCCACGGACUCAAAGGACACAUUAUCUCUGAUGGUGGCUGCAGUUGCCCAGGAGAUGUAGCGAAGGCCUUUGGUGCCGGAGCUGACUUUGUGAUGAUGGGAGGAAUGCUCGCAGGGCAUGACCAGUGCUCCGGGGAGGUCAUAGAGAAGAACGGCAAAAAGGUCAAACUCUUCUAUGGCAUGAGCUCUGACACAGCCAUGAAGAAGUAUGUGGGUGGAGUUGCUGAGUAUAGGGCGUCUGAGGGGAGGACAGUGGAAGUUCCCUACAAAGGAGAUGUUGAGAACACCAUCCGUGACGUGUUGGGGGGCCUCCGCUCCACCUGCACCUACGUGGGAGCCGCAAAGCUCAAAGAGCUGAGCAGGAGAACCACCUUCAUUCGCGUCACGCAACAGUCCAGUCACAUGUUCGCUUAGUGAAGAGGGGAAGGGGGGUUCACACAUGCACACACACUUACACAGACUGCAUAAUAUGCAUUGUGUAUUGACGGUAAGGGAAGACACACAAACACACACAUACACUUUAACACCAUCACACAAUCUGUUUCUCUCAGGAUAUCUGCUGUCAGAAAGCUGUUAGUUUCCUGCAGAUUGUGAUUAAAAAUAAACUCAAGUUUGACUUGAAACAAACUCCCAAAGGCAUCGCAGCACUCCGGUCAACUUUAUCCUACAGCAAGUGUGUUUACAUGCUACAGACACAUAAUGCAUUCAAUGUAUUAUUCAGAUUUUGAAUGGGCAUGAGUAGAUAUCCUGUUCUACUUAAAUCCCGGAUAAAUCCUACACAAUUUUAGGAAAUGGGAAUGAGAGAGCCAGACUACUGAGGCUUGUGUACCUCAGAUCUGAUCUUUCAGAAUACUCUUAACUUGUGUAUUUCAACACUAACAGCAUAUCAAGAAUGUGAGCUGUAUGAAGCACAUCCCAUGUAAACACACUCAGCGGGAGAAGGCUGAUACUAGUGCUAAGAUCAUUUUGGGUAAACUACUCUGCUGAACUGUUAUUUGGAGUGAAUGUGCAAAUCAAUAUGCAAGAACCAGGGACUUCACCCUUUAAGUGUCACUGGAGAAAUUAUGUUGCAAUAAACUGCAUGCAGGACCCUCUGCUAAUUUACCCAGUGGUGCUGAUCGUUCUGUGAAGGUGUGCCAAUCAUAUUCAAAACAGCAAACAACGAAAUGCGGAUCUUUUCUUAUAUGGUGUGUGUGUUUGUUUUGGGUACGUCAGGAAGAUUCCUGAGCCAAAUGAACAUGACGGCCUCUGGAUUCAUAUAUUACAAACAUUUUAUGUGCUUGAGAGAGACUCGGUUUACCUUUCUGUACAUGUAAAAUUGUCACAUCUGAGUCACUGAUACCAUUGCGCCUGACAUUUCGAAUCAAGGGUGUCUCAAGAUCUGCGGCUUCCACUGCACUGAGGAGCUGCUCUCAGUACUUCAAACACAGAUCUUCAGGGAAACAUUAUGGGUAGCAAUGAUAUAAUUAAACAGUAUUAAAUUAAAACUCUAACCUAAAAUACACGAGAAAAGCUGCACUAAAUGUACACAGUUUCGUUGUAUAUUGCAAUGAAGACAGAAAAUGGAGUCUGGUUCCUCUUUCUGGAUGAGAAAAUGCAUGUUAGUUUUGUUUUUUUUAUUUCAACUUUUUUCAUGUUCAUUGAUCUUAGAAGAAUGCAAGACAAAGUUGCUAUCCAUCCUCUGAGAAAACUAUCUUGGAGUUAACACCAUGUAGUUCCCUGCUGUGCUAUUACAUCAUUUACCUGAGGAUAAUCCCCAAAAAAAGACUCUCCCACGUGUUUGUGACAGCCAGCACCGGCAUCGCUGCCACUUCCUUUGACAGCAAGAGGUGGUGAUGAGCAUCUAACAAGCCACGAGGGAGAACAAGCACAAAUAGAAAAAAAAUAGUUUGAUGGAACUUAGGUCACAUAAAAAAUACAGUAUUUGAGUGUCAUCUCUCCCUUGUCAUUUAGGUGUUGCGCACAAUGUGUUAGAUGUUACCUAAUAUAUAUUUUUGCACAGGUGGUGGGAAGUGUUCUUGAGUAAGAUACUGAAGCACUAGCAGGUCUGGAUGUGCUGCUCCUGCUGACCCUCCACUUUCGCCUCUCCACAGGGCGAACCAUAAGAGGUGUCCCCUACAUGAACCAAUCAACUAUUACAUUAUCUUUGUUUCUCUCUCUUCUCUCUAUCUUUGGGGAUUUCUAAAAAAAAAACACAGAUGUGCUGCUUUCUAGUACUCAAGUCACUGAUAUCAGAUGUAUUUUGUCACGAAAAAUGUAAUAUGCUGUCAGUCUCCCUUUAUCCUUAUUCAGUUUUUCUUUUAAAGAUGUUCGAUCAAGAUUCUUUUAAUUAGCCGUGCUCUCAGCAUGGCAAUGUCGGUCUGUCAGUCCACCACUUUGGUCCAAACUGAAAUAUCUCUACAUGGAUUACCAUGAAAUUUUGUACAGACAUUAACGGGUCCCAGGGGAUAAAUCCUACCAACUAAGGUGAUCCCCUGACUUUUGCUCUAGCACCAACAACUGGUAGAAGUUUUCACUUAUCCUGUUAAAUAUUUCAACAUCUACUUUAUGGAUUGGCACAAAAUUCGGUACAGACAUUCAUGAUCCCCAGAUGAUAACUCAUUUUAAUUUUGGUGAUUAUGUGACAUUUCCUCCGGUGCUUGCAUGCUAAGAGGCUAAAGUAAUAAGGUGAACCGGGUAAAUAUACUGUUAAACUUCAACAUGUUAGCAUUGUCAUGGUGAGCAUGUUUAGCUCAAAGCACUGCUGUGUUUAAGAGCAGCUUCACAGAGCGGCUAGCAUGACUGUAGACUCAUAGGACUUGUUUUAAAAUAUCUACUGAAUCUUUAUCAUAUUCCAAUUCUACCCUUUAAAAUGACAAUAGCUCCUUGCACUGUAUUUGUGUGACAUUCAUGAGUUGAGAGCAGAGCGAAGUUGUCAAAGACGGCUGAAACUCAUGAACUCUCAUGACCUAAGAGAUGUUUUUUUUUUUUUUUUUUUUAACAACUGAGAACUACUGGAGUAAUGGGGAUGUCAUGCAGACGAUCAUACACUAGAGGGAGUUAUUGUCUGCUUAGUUUCUGACUCAUGAUGUCACAACUACUGAGGGAUACAGUUUUGAAAUGCAAUGUUUGUGUUGUCCAAGUUUCUAUAUCACCUAAAAGUGUGGUGUUGUGUCAUUUAAAACAGGUGAAAUACCUUAUAGGAAGUGCUGGCUAGUGUUGCUAUUCAAAUAAAAACACAAGUUGCCCGUU